Manis pentadactyla (Chinese pangolin) is the source of this 948-nucleotide messenger RNA. Its product is annotated as olfactory receptor 2M3-like. The transcript has a single exon. Lineage: Eukaryota; Metazoa; Chordata; Mammalia; Pholidota; Manidae. Gene Ontology annotation, biological process: G protein-coupled receptor signaling pathway. The coding region runs from base 10 to 948 and encodes 312 amino acids. Gene Ontology annotation, molecular function: G protein-coupled receptor activity; olfactory receptor activity. Gene Ontology annotation, cellular component: membrane. The record is from RefSeq and is a predicted model, not a curated record.
AUACCCAUCAUGGCAUGGGAGAAUCAGACCUUCACCUCCAACUUCAUCCUGCUGGGCAUCUUCGAUUACAGCCCCACCCACAUCUUCCUCUUCUCGCUAGUCCUGGGUAUCUUCUCAGUGGCCCUCAUGGGAAACACUGCCAUGAUUCUCCUCAUCUACCUGGACACACACCUCCACAGCCCCAUGUACUUCCUGCUCAGCCAGCUGUCCCUCAUGGACCUCAUGCUGAUCUGCACCACUGUCCCCAAGAUGGCCUUCAACUACUUAUCAGGCAGGAAGUCCAUCUCUCUGGCCGGCUGUGGAGCCCAGAUAUUCUUCUAUGUGUCCCUGCUUGGAGCCGAAUGUUUCCUGUUGGCUGCAAUGGCCUAUGACCGCUAUGUGGCCGUUUGCUGCCCAUUACGGUACUCAGCUCUCAUGAGUGAGAAAAUCUGUGGUCUCAUGGCAGCUUCCUCUUGGAUGCUUGGCUCUCUUGAUGGUAUUAUUGAAGUUGCAGUUGCGCUGUCUUUCCCUUAUUGUGGUGCCCGGGAGAUACCCCAUUUUUUCUGCGAUAUCCCUUCCCUUCUCACUCUUUCAUGCACUAACACAUUGCUAUUUGAAAGAAUGAUAUUCAUAUGCUGUGUUAUUAUGCUUCUCUUCCCCGUAGCAGUCAUUACUGCCUCCUAUGCUCGUGUUCUCCUGGCCGUCAUUCGCAUGGGAUCUGGGGAGAGUCGCCGCAAAGCUUUUGCCACCUGCUCCUCCCACCUCGUGGUGGUGGGAAUGUACUAUGGAGCUGCCAUGUUCAUUUUCAUGAGGCCCGCAUCAGAUCGUUCCCCCACCCAGGACAAGACGGUGUCAGCCUUCUACACCAUCCUCACCCCCAUGCUGAAUCCCCUCAUCUACAGCCUCCGCAACAAGGAAGUGGCCAGGGCAUUCAGGACGGUGCUGGGGAGGGGCCAGUCUGGGGAGUGA